Messenger RNA from Hippoglossus stenolepis (Pacific halibut), 5999 nucleotides. It is a transcript of the gene limk1a, whose product is annotated as LIM domain kinase 1a. Lineage: Eukaryota; Metazoa; Chordata; Actinopteri; Pleuronectiformes; Pleuronectidae. The record is from RefSeq and is a predicted model, not a curated record. The transcript has 16 exons. Gene Ontology annotation, biological process: protein phosphorylation; actin cytoskeleton organization; positive regulation of stress fiber assembly. Gene Ontology annotation, cellular component: neuron projection; cytoplasm; nucleus. Bases 126 to 2156 code for a protein of 676 amino acids. Gene Ontology annotation, molecular function: protein binding; protein serine/threonine kinase activity; ATP binding.
CGCAGGAGGCAGCGAGGGAAGGAGGAAGCAGAGCGGGGCCGACACACGGACGCAGCGGCGGUGGAGGUGGUCGGAUACCGGUAAUCUGUGGACCAGAGGCGGCUGGCUCUCUGACCGGAGAGUGAAUGAGGUUGAUGCUGCUCUGCUGCACGUGGAAGGACGAACGCAUGGGAGAGGAGGAAGCAGGAGGAAGUUUGCCCGUCUGUGCGGGAUGCAAACAGAGGAUCUACGAUGAGCAGUACCUCCAGGCCCUCAACAGUGAAUGGCACACUGUCUGCUUCAGAUGUUGUGAGUGCAGCGCCUCGCUGUCCCACUGGUAUUAUGAGAAAGAUGGACGGCUUUUCUGCAAGAAGGACUACUGGGCCAGGUUUGGGGAGCUGUGCCACGGCUGCAAUGAUCCCAUCACCACCGGCCUCAUCAUGGUCGCAGGGGAACAGAAAUAUCACCCAGAAUGCUUCACCUGCCUGAACUGCAGGGCAUUCAUCGGUGAUGGGGACACGUACGCUCUGGUGGAGAGGUCCAAGCUCUACUGCGGUCACUGUUACUACCAGACCAUCGUCACCCCGGUGUCGCUGCCGGACUCGCCAUGCUCACGAAUCCCUCACACGGUCACACUGGUGUCCAUCCCAGCCACCGCCGAGAGCAACAACGGACGCAGGGGGCGAGGUUUCUCUGUGGCCAUCGAUCAGCCACUGAGCCCGACCAAUGGCUACAGCCCUGAUCAUGCACUCACCAUCAGAGUCUCCCAGGUGGACCCAGACUGCAUCAGUCCAGAUGUGAAGAAAUCCAUUCAUGUUGGAGACCGGAUCCUGGAAAUCAACGGGACGCCCAUUCACAAUGUUCCUCUGGACGAGAUCGACUUGCUGAUCCAGGAGACGAGCCGGCUGCUGCAGCUCACCAUCGAGCACGACCCUCACAGUCAGGGGCUGGAGGGAGGCUCCUCAGGGGCUGAAGAGCACGUGGACGGGCCCCUGUCCAGCCCCUUGUCUGAGGGGCCCAGCCCCGUCCUGCCCAUCACCCAGCCCCCCAACCCCGACAUCAGCAACCUGAGAUCCCGCAUCAUCACGCGGAGCUGCAGCAUUGAUAAAUCACCAGGUUCCAGUAAUGCAGCAUCCCCCAACUCCCAGAGGAAGGACAUCAAUCGAUCAGAGUCGCUCCGCGUCGUUUCAAACCGAACGCACCGCGUCUUCCGGCCGUCUGACCUCAUCCACGGAGAGGUGCUGGGGAAGGGCUGCUUCGGGCAGGCCAUCAAGGUGACCCACAAGGAGACCGGGGAGGUGAUGGUGAUGAAGGAGUUGAUUCGCUUUGAUGACGAGACACAGAGAACAUUCCUGAAAGAGGUGAAGGUCAUGCGUUGCCUGGAGCACCCCAAUGUGCUCAAGUUCAUCGGAGUCCUCUACAAAGACAAGAGACUCAACUUCAUCGCUGAGUACAUCAAAGGAGGCACCUUGAGGGAAAUCAUCAAGAAAAUGGACAGCAACUUUCCCUGGAGCCAGCGGGUCAGUUUUGGCAAGGACAUAGCUGCUGGGAUGACAUAUCUGCAUUCCAUGAACAUAAUCCACCGGGACCUGAACUCACACAACUGUCUUGUCCGAGAGAACAACACAGUGGUGGUGGCCGACUUCGGGCUGGCGCGGCUCAUGAUCGAUGACAAGCACGAGGAGAAGUUUGCGCAGGGUAAACUGCCAGGUCUGAAGAGGCCUGACCGCAGGAAGAGGUACACGGUUGUGGGAAACCCCUACUGGAUGGCUCCUGAGAUGAUCCAUGGAAAGAGCUAUGACGAGAGAGUAGACAUCUUUUCCUUUGGUAUCAUGCUCUGUGAGGUAAUUGGCAGGGUGAAUGCAGAUCCGGACUACCUCCCCAGGGCGAUGGACUUCGGAUUGAACGUGUCUGGUUUCUUGGAGCACUUCUGUCCCCCAGAUUGUCCCCCUGCUUUUUUCCCCUUGGCUGCUGUGUGCUGUGACCUUGAUGCAGACAAACGUCCUGCUUUUUCCAAACUGGGGGAGUGGAUGGACAACCUUCAGAUGCACUUGGAAAUGGGACUACCCCUGGUGUCCGAACUGGACACGCUUCACAAGGCCUUCUGGGAGAACCACAGCAUGGCGCGCCCCGAAAACGGCCUGCACACCCACCCUGAACAGCCGGAGCAGGACUGAACACAAGAGGAGGUGUGGGAAAGUUGAAUUAACGCCACUGGGGUGGCGACCGCCUGCCGCUGGUGGUGCGGUGACUGGAGGUGUCAUGUACAUAUCCCUCCGUGUUUGAAGUAGACCCAGCGGGCUCAGGCUUAACAGAUAGACUCAGGGGGAAAAUGUGGAUGUGAAAAGCCACCUGUGCGAGAUGCACGCACACACAUACAGACACACACACAUACAUAGGCAAGCAUUCAGUCAAAUCAAGAGACAUUAACUGCGAUAGCUUGAUUCUGCUCCACCCAAAGCUUUAGUGGAGCAUGUCAUAUGCAAUCAGAUCCAACUUUCAAAUCAUGACUCCUGAAUCGUGUAGAAUUAACAUCAUGCCUUUUAAAAAAACCUGUAGUUACCAUAGUGUGUGUAUGCACGUGCAUAAGUUAGUCCAAAAAGUGAAACUUCAGCCUCCUCUCUACAGAGCACAUGGUGCAGUCUGUGUUUGCAGGUGUUUCUCUCUGUGUUUGGUUUGAUUUUGCUUUUGGGUUUGGAUCUUAAAACGGAAUUCAUGAAAAUUGCAAAGGAGAGGUGCCUGACUUGUCGCUCAAGACAAAGAGUUUGAGAUCAUGUUGCUGUCCAACUUGUGCACGUCAAACAAAACCCGUUCAAGCUUUAAAUAGCUCACUGAGGAGUGCAUGACUGUAAAUAAUGCCUUCAGGUCAGACCCUGGUUCAUCGUGUCGCUCUGACCUCAGACCUGCUGCCCCUCAUUUAUCGUGUAGCUGACGAAAUACUGAGGUACACAUCACAAAUCUGGUACGUUGCCUCCCCAAUAUUAAGAGCUUUUCAGUGCAUCUCAUUCACAUUCAAGUGGCAACUUAAACUACAUCAUCCAUUUUUACCCUUGUACAUAGCUGGCGACAUUGUAAAUGUUUUAAAUAUUGUAAAUGUACAGACAUAUUUUAUAUACGUACGCUGCAUUGCCAUAUUUUUACUGGCCGACCAGUUGACAUUAAAGGAGAGUGAUGGUUGGGCUGCAUUUAAAGGGGCAAUUCCACUGUGGCAGGUUAGAGGCUUUUAUUAGCAUUUGAGAGAUGAGGAAUCUUAUCACCAUGAAACGUCUCAGUAAAUGUUGCAUUCUGUCAUUUCCUUCCAUCAAAAAUAUACUUCUAAAACAUUUGAUAGGCCCCAUUAUACUGGAUUAGUGUCGGAAAAGAGUUCAAACUAAAUCUGCAUAUUAUGAUCACCUCAGAUUAUUUGUGAUAUGAUGAUUUUGAGGGCAACAGAUCUGUUGUUGAUUAUUACCUCUCAUCUCAUGUACGUGCACAGUAGUUCAGGUGUGUGUGGAUAACAACACAAAGUAUUGUCUUACCAUGUCUGUUCACACAUCUGUCUUUCCUCCUUUGUUUACAUGAAAAUGCUACCUGUAAAUAUCACUGUAUAUACGUGUGUGCGUCCUUACAUCUGUCUGCGUGCGUUGCAUAAAUAAUGCGCUCUCUUAAGAAAUCAUCUCUUCCACUGGUCACAUCUCUCUCUUGCACCUUCUAACACAAGAUUUCUGUCUCUAAUCUAAACAAGCUUUUUAUCUUAAUUUCAAUUUCCUGCUGUUUUCACGAGCUGCAUGAUGCACCACUGUAGGUCUGUCCAGCUUCUGAACCAAGUUUUUUUUCUUUUUCUAACUGAUGUGAUUUUAAAUAAGAAAAAAAAGAAUGGAUAAAAAAAGUCGAGAGAGAAAGCCAGGCUAUAAAGGAAAGACGGAAAAAAAAACAGCAUUUGUUGAUUAAACAUAUAUAUAUAAAUAUAUAUAUAUAAAACCACUGAAAUCUUUUUGUACAGAUUUGAGUACUUUAAUUUGCACUAUCUUACCAAAUGGCUGGUUAAAGCCAUGUUUAUUGAUUUCCUCUCUUGGGCUACUUGUGAUAAGGAAAUAAAUAAUGUCAGUUCAGGUUGAUAUACAUAUGAAUGCAAGACACUGAUAGAGCCUUUCAACUGUAAAAAUGGGAUCUGGGGAAUUUCAUCCUCCUGAUAGCAAACCGGAUUAUAUCAGCAUUAAUAAAUGAUGUUUCUGAUUAUUAAAAUGCAUUUUUGUGCAUGGAUCAGGUUUUUAAAAACCUUUGGCAGAAGCCUUUUUUAUCUGGCGCAGUUUUCAGACGUGAACUCUGGAGAAUGUCCGGACAAUGGGGUUCAAAGUUUCUCUGGAGUUUGCCUUAUGAAAAACCCAGCAGGAGAUCCUCUAGUCGGCCCUUAUCACCAAAAUCUCUCCUUAAGUCUUUGAUGGUGUUUUCUUCAGUGUGUGUCACUGCUUUUUAUCCUGAGAUAUUUGUAUUCCUUUUGGUUUUUUAAAGUUUUGCCUCUGCCUCUGUGAAAUGUCAUCAACACACGCACUCGCUCGCGGUGAAUCUUGUUGAGGAUCUCCUGCUGUGUACUUUCUCCAGAGUUUCUCUGGCCAUCCCCCUGGUAAAAAUCAGAAGAAUGUCUGGAGUCUUUUAAGCCGUUUUGAGACAUGAAUUCUGGAGAAUGUUCACACAUUUGGGUCUGGACUUUCUACAAAGUUUACCUUUCAUACAUGAACAAUGCAACAGGAGAUUCUCUGGUCAGACGCGUUCACAACUCAGAAAUCUCUCUGUAGUGUUCAGGUCAUGGGUGGCGCAACAUGUCUGUGCCUUCUGUGUGUGUGGCACUGCUUUUUUGUGCUGAGAUAUUAGCUUUUUGAAGUUUUGGGCCUGUGACAUGAUAGAAACAUCAUCAACUCGCUUACCAUGAAUCCUCCAGAGGAUUUCCUGCUGUGUUCUCACAUCGGCUCAUUCGGACAUUCUCCAGAGUUUAUACCAGAGGCCUUGCAGGACAAACUCCAGAGAAAGUCCGGAGCCUCUCACUCGAACAUUUGCAUUCUCUCAUUCAGCCCCUCUGGAGAAUGGAGAUUAUCUCCAGUGAAUUUCUGGAAGCAGCUUUAUUGUAAGUUAAAUUAUACACUAGGGGAAAUAUGAAUUAUAUUUUCCAUUGUCCACUUGAAUACCUGCCAAGAAAGUAUGUUUCCUGGUCUCUGCUACCUGGAGGAUGUGAUGUCCCAGUUCUGCUUGCUGCCUACAGACUGGUCCUUUGUGAAAGAUGUCCUGUGUUGUUUCUGACUUGCUUGGUUUCACAUGUGAUGCCCCCAGAGGCUGCAACCACUGCUGAUGAUAGAGCACUUAACCCGGCCUGUCUCACCUCUCACCUUCUCCUCACACUUUUUGGCUCAGGGCCGUAAAAUGUUUCCGGAGCUUACGUCACAGACACUAGGAGCGCAUGUUACCCUCUGUCGAUAUAAACAUAGGCUGAUAACACAACACAUGCUUCUGUAAACCGAGCCCCUCCUGGUUGAUGUGUUCGUCCGUGGGCAUGUAGUGUACGUGAGUGGCUUUGUUUCCGUCUCCAUUCCUGUCGGAGCCAUGUCGAGCAUGUUAGACGCGUCGAUGAGAAUGUCUCAGCAGCACUUCUUUGCAAAGGAUCGUUACCUCUGAACAAUGCUGUGCCUUUGUUGUAAGCUAGCCUUGCCAACGACUCGAAAAAACGUGAACUGAUUUCCUUUUUCUUUUGUUUUAAUGUAUCAUAAGUGCGAGCCUGAUUCAAGUGGACUGAAUAUCAUUGCUGACACUAUGUUGUAUUAGAUUUCAUCUUGUUCUGUAUGAUAUUUAUAUUUUCCAGAUCUCCAUUGCCAGUUUUGAUAUUUUAAUAUUAUAUUUCUUCUGUUGUCUUAUUUAAUUUUUUUUUUACACAAGCUGUGAAAACAAUUCUGCACUUUAAUCCUGAACGUGAACAUAUAGACUCUGAGGAGGCGACUGUUUCUUUUUCCUUUUGUCACAGCUAAAAAUAAAACUGUUGCUCCUUAAACAAA